Molecule: messenger RNA, 1293 nt
Organism: Penicillium oxalicum
Lineage: Eukaryota; Fungi; Ascomycota; Eurotiomycetes; Eurotiales; Aspergillaceae
Exons: 4
Coding region: 1-1293 (430 amino acids)
Molecular function (GO): O-methyltransferase activity
Source: RefSeq, a predicted model, not a curated record
AUGGCAACUGCUGUGGAAACACCAAGGAUACACUCUCUUCCUACCGAGUCCAGUCCGAUGGCGGCUCUUAGUCUUGCAGAUCUGGCCUCCCAGAUCGAGUCUGUUGCUGCUUCUACACCAGACACACACGCGAAUGAUGUUGACCGAAAGCGCCUGCUAAGCGCGUGUGAUCAGCUCCGCAAAAAAUUGGAAACGCCGUUCGAAUUCACCCUGCGGACGGUUUUCGCAGGCUAUCCCGCCAUAGCCCUUCGGCUUGGUAUUGAUAUGAAAAUCUUUGAUGCGGUAGCGCAGCACAUCGAGUCUUCGGGCGAGAAGACCAUCACUCUGUCGCAGCUGGCGGAGAUGACCAAAGCUGAUCCUCUGCUUGUGUCACGUGUCAUGCGCUUCCUGUCGGCAUUGGGAAUCUUCAAAGAAGUCGAACAAGAUGUGUACGCUUCAACUCCUGUGGCAGCAGGCUACGUCUCGAGCUCGCCUCUCUCUGCGGCGGUGAUUCACGUUACGCACUUCUCAAUGGUCCUCACUCAGCUCCCGGCCUACUUCCAUGAGAAAGGCUGGCAGAAUCCCAACAAUGUCCUCGAUGGCCCCUUCCAAUUCGCCACCAAGACAAAGUCGCACUACUUUGACUUCCUCUCCGGAGAACCUUAUUACCAACAAGCCUUCAACACGGUCAUGACCAUCUCUCACCGUCGCCAAGGCAAGAACUGGUUCGAUUUCUUCCCAGUGGAGGAGAAACUGGGCGGUGUGACAAGCGACUCCGAUGUUGUCCUCGUCGACGUGGGCGGUAGCCAGGGAGGUGAUAUUAUCGCCUUCCAAAAGCAAUUCCCCAGCGUCAAGGGUCGUCUCGUUCUGCAAGACCUACCAAUUGUUAUCGAGGCAAUUAAAGAUGGCGAGCUCCCCGCGGGUAUUGAGGCGCAGGGAUACGACUUUUUCGACCCGCAGCCCGUCAAGGGUGCCAAAGCCUACUAUCUCCGCACCGUGCUGCAUGACUGGCCCGAUGAGCAGGCGAGACAGAUUCUGGCUCGUGUUCGUGAGGCGAUGGCGCCUGAUUCAUUACUGCUCAUUAACGAGACUUUGCUCCCAGAGUCAGGCAUUGCGCUGUCCUCGGCGCAGGCGGAUCUGACCAUGAUGGUUUCAUUUGCUUCGUUGGAACGAACAAAGGCCCAGUUUGAACAGCUGCUGAAUGAUUCUGGGUUUGAGCUGGUGAAGGUUUGGAUGCCGGAGGGAUUCACGGCGAGCUCGGCGGAGCUCGCCUCGCAGGCGACUCUGCUCGAAGCGAGACUGAAGUCUUCCUAG